Phycodurus eques (leafy seadragon) is the source of this 2024-nucleotide messenger RNA. RefSeq names its product solute carrier family 2 member 9, like 2 (gene slc2a9l2). Gene Ontology annotation, cellular component: membrane. Bases 103 to 1680 code for a protein of 525 amino acids. The transcript has 12 exons. Gene Ontology annotation, biological process: monosaccharide transmembrane transport. Gene Ontology annotation, molecular function: hexose transmembrane transporter activity. The record is from RefSeq and is a predicted model, not a curated record. NCBI's taxonomy places the organism in Eukaryota, Metazoa, Chordata, Actinopteri, Syngnathiformes, Syngnathidae.
UGUGCGUUUUCUGCUUAUGUGUUCUAGAUAAACUGAAGGUAUGACAAAUUUAUAUAGAUUAUGUCCAUGUCUUUCACAUCAAGGGAUUCCUGAAUCCCUAAAAUGGAUAAACCGCAGAUGUCUGACCCAGCUGAACAGAGUGGCUCUGACAAAACCCCUGCAAAGCAGCGGGUGACAUCCUGUCUGCUGUGUGCAGCCUUCUUUGGUGCCUUUGGCUCGUCUUUCCUUUACGGCUACAACCUGUCUGUCGUCAAUGCUCCAGCAUUGUACAUUAAAGCUUUUUACAAUCGGACAUGGAUGGAGAGAUACAACGAGUCUGUCAGAGCAGAGACUAUUACGCUCCUCUGGUCCAUCACGGUCUCCAUAUUUUCCAUUGGGGGCCUUUUCGGAGCGCUAGCUGUCUCCUGGCUCCUAAAAAUACUGGGAAGAAAGGGAACCUUGUUGCUGAAUAACAUCUUUGCUGUGAUAGCUGCAUUGCUGCUGACCUUUGGCGAGAGUGCACGGUCCUUUGAGAUGUUCAUUAUUGGCCGGUUUAUAGUGGGGGUGGACUCUGGUAUAGCUCUCAGUGUACUACCUAUGUAUCUUGGAGAAAUUUCCCCACGACAUAUCCGUGGUUCUAUCGGUCAGUUCAACUCUAUUCUGAUCUGUCUUGGAGUGUUCUUUGGUCAGGUGCUGGGCCUACCUGAGCUGCUAGGCCAGGAGUCCAGGUGGAACUACUUAUUUUCCUUCCUGGCAUUGCCUGCUGUGCUGCAGCUCUGCGUUAUGCCUUUCUUUCCAGAGAGCCCUCGCUACCUGCUGAUUGAGAGGAGGGAUGAGGCUGCAGCAGAGAGAGCCUUUCAGAGAUUCCUUGGAAAAAAGGAUGUUUCUCUUGAAUUGGAAGAGGUCCAUGCAGAGGCACGUGUUCAGAAAACUCUCCACACGGUUUCGGUCUUACAGCUUCUGAAGAAUCGGGGGGUUCGCUGGCAGCUCAUCACAGUCUUGGUCACCAUGGCCAGCUAUCAGCUCUGCGGCCUCAACGCUAUCUGGUACUACACCAGUAGUAUCCUACGGGAAGCAGGCUUUGCUGACAAUAUUGUCCCGUACAUAACCCUCAGCACAGGAGGUGUAGAGACUUUCUCCGCCAUCAUCUCUGGUUUAGUAAUAGAGCGAAUCGGGCGAAAACCUCUACUCAUAUUUGGCUUCAGCGCCAUGGCAGUGUUCUUCAGCCUACUCACAGUGUUCCUCAAUUUUCAAGACAGUGUGUCAUGGAUGCCUUACCUCAGUUAUGUCUGCAUACUGGCAGUAAUUGCUUCCUUCUGCUCCGGACCAGGAGGCAUCCCAUUUAUCUUGACUGGUGAACUGUUUGAACAAUCCUACAGGCCUGCCGCGUUCAUGAUUGCAGGCAUCGUGAACUGGCUGUCCAACUUUGCAGUGGGCCUCUUCUUUCCCUUUAUACAGGAGAGCCUGGAGACAUUUGCCUUUCUGGUGUUUGUGGGGGUCUGUAUCGUGGCACCGAUCUACCUCUUUGUCGUCCUCCCUGAAACCAAAAGUAAAACAUUCAUGGACAUAAGCCAGAGUUUUGCCAAGAUUAACAAAGUCCCCGUCCCCUCCACGACCCAUGAAAUGAAGCUUGUUCUGUGUAUUGAGCAAGAUAAGAACGAAGAAGUGCAAAAUGUCUUUAAGAUGGAGAGUUCCUUUUAAAUCAACACCAGUUGUCGUGAGGGAGCAUUAAGAUACACAAUAACAAUGUUAUUAUUUUUUUAUAUAUUCAUCAUGUUAUAAAGACACAUUGCAUCGUGUUAAAACACAUCAAGAUGUCAAGUAAUGAUUCUGAUUUUAAAAUGCUCAUCACAUCAACAUUACCCAAUGCAUACAAAUUAAUGUAAUUGUUGUACUCUGUGUAGUUUGAUUGUCAUUUAAUCAUUUUCACACAGUAGAUAGUCAGUUUCAAUCUUGUUGUCUGAGAGGAUGAACACGCCACGCCAACUUUGCAUGUUGUCUGUGGCUGAGAGAUAAUGUGAAAUUAUGCCAAAUUAAAUCUUUCA